This is a messenger RNA of Kockovaella imperatae, 1046 nucleotides long. RefSeq lists its product as hypothetical. Lineage: Eukaryota; Fungi; Basidiomycota; Tremellomycetes; Tremellales; Cuniculitremaceae. The record is from RefSeq and is a predicted model, not a curated record. The coding region runs from base 147 to 1037 and encodes 296 amino acids. The transcript is spliced from 4 exons.
GUGUGUGAACAAAGUGAGAAGCACCGCACCGCUUGCGUGGCAAAAUGGUUGCGAUAAACGGAGCCCGGUCAAAAUAUAGGUAACCUUCCUUGGAGCUUAAAUUUCUCGCAGUCUUUCUAUAUUUGGGACUCCUUCUUCUGCUCGCCAUGACAAUAGGACCAGCGUUACCACCUCAUCUGGCUCAUCUAGCACAACAACAACGGUCAGCAUCGCCGGAGGGCUCAGCUGAGACUGGACCAUCGUUACCGAGAUCUACUACCCCAGUGGACGAGGACGCAGGAGAUGACUUUGGGCCUGCUUUACCUCCUCAUCUUGCUGCUAAACGAAAAGCGCAAGCGGUAGCUGUCUCUGGGCCAUCGAGACCUGGUCCUUCAAUCAGCGUAGGACCUUCAAGACCUAUCUAUGACGAUGAUAGCGAUGAUGAUGUGGUUGGACCUAUGCCAACGGGAGACGUGGGUGUAGAAAAGUCUGCGGUUCAAGAGUUCAUGGAGAGGGAAGAACGUAGAGCGAAAGAGCGAGAAGAAGCUGCCAAGCCUCAGAAAUUAGAGAGACAAGAAUGGAUGCUCUUGCCGCCGUCCUCUGGUGUCUUGUCCGCUGUAGAUCCAUUACGAAAAAGACCGACCACAUUUUCCCGCUCGACAGAGGCAAAGGAGACCGAUAGUACCGCUUGGACAGAGACGCCAGCGGAUCGAGCUCAGCGAGUCGCAGAUGAAGUUGCUGGCAUCAAACGGAAGCGAUUGCCAGAUGUAGGAAAGGGGCGAGACGAUGAGGAGACGGGCUUGAGGCGGGAGAGGGAUUUGGAGAUACGUAGAGAGGUGGAGAGGCAUAACAAAGAGCAACGUGGGAAGUCUUUGCUGGAUCAACAUGCGUCCAAGCCGAAAGAGGAGGCUGAGAAGUCUGCCAUCUGGGAUCACGAUCGAGAUAUGGGAAUUACCGGCAGGCUCCUGUCGGAUCAAGAGAGACAGAAUAAGAUCCGCGAGGCGCGUGGACUCAACGACCGAUUUGGACACUCUAAACGAGGUGCUUAUGACAUGUGACGAUAUGAU